AUGAGGAAUAAUACCUCCCUUACCCUUCGGACGGACGAGAUAUGCGGUACUACCAUCGACGGACAGCGAUUUACCGGCAACGAUCUCCUCCCUCAGCCACCAACCGCACUACUGAAUAAAAUACGCCGCAGUACCAGAGACUCGGGAGCUGCUGAAGGAUCACUCCGACUCUACCCCCCACGAACCCCUGUUGUCACACAGACCCCGAUCCACUUCCUUAAACCCUGA
Sodiomyces alkalinus F11 is the source of this 228-nucleotide messenger RNA. RefSeq lists its product as hypothetical. The record is from RefSeq and is a predicted model, not a curated record. The coding region runs from base 1 to 228 and encodes 75 amino acids. Lineage: Eukaryota; Fungi; Ascomycota; Sordariomycetes; Glomerellales; Plectosphaerellaceae. The transcript has 2 exons.